Auxenochlorella protothecoides is the source of this 1626-nucleotide messenger RNA. RefSeq lists its product as hypothetical. The coding region runs from base 1 to 1626 and encodes 541 amino acids. NCBI's taxonomy places the organism in Eukaryota, Viridiplantae, Chlorophyta, Trebouxiophyceae, Chlorellales, Chlorellaceae. The record is from RefSeq and is a predicted model, not a curated record. The transcript has 4 exons. Gene Ontology annotation, molecular function: protein binding.
AUGACCGGCCUCGCCAACGGCCUCCCCACCACCUGCACCCUCACUGCCCGCGCCUCCAACCCCAACGGCGGCUUCCUGACUCCCUACGUCACCUCCAAGCCCUCCGCCUCCACCCCGGCCUUUACCCCCGGCGUCGCUCGCACCAUCACCGGCUCCGUGGUCGUUCCCGCCGACUCCACCGAGGCCACCGUGAAGAAGGUCGAGGCCGGCAAGUACACCUGCACCCUCACCACUAUCUCCACUGCCAACGACAUUGCCCAGACCAGCCUGAACGUCGAGGUCCCCGCCGCCCCCAUCGAGCUCGUGCCGGCGACCAUCAUCGGCACCAACGCCUCCUACGACUCCAUCACCGUCUUCUUCAACGGCCAGCCCGAGGGAGUGCGCAGCUUCAACCUGCUGUGCCUGCCCAAGGGCACCGAGACACCCGCCUUCAACAACCAGGCUGACGGCUCCGUGGUCGUCCCCGCCGGGUCCAGCGAGGCCACCGUGAAGGACCUGGAGGCCGGCGUCUACACCUGCACCGUCACCGUCAUCUCCACCGACAGCCAGAUCGCGCAGCAGAGCACCGACGUGACGGUCCCGCGCCGCCCCGUGGCCGUGGCCGCGCCCGAGAUCACCGCCGUGGAUGCCACCUCCGACUCCGUCACCGUGCGCUUCUCCGGCGCCAAGGCCGACGUGGCCAACCACAACCUGGCCUGCGCGUCCGUGGAGGCGGUGGCCGCCUUCUCCGCCUCGCCCUUCAACAACCUGGCCCCCGGCUCCGUAGUGGUCCCCGCUGACGCCACCGAGGCCACCGUCACCGGCCUGGCCCCUGGCACCUACAACUGCACCCUCACCUCCAUCUCCACCGACGACCUCAUCUCCCAGUCCAGCACCGAGGCGGUGGUCAAGCCCGCGCCCCCCACCCCCGCCAGCAUCACCGGCAGCGAGGCCACCUACGACGCCGCCACGAUCUUCCUGGCCUCCGCGGGCGAGGGCGUGAAGGAGAACCGCGUGUCCUGCACCACCAAGGCCGGCCCGCCCUCCGCCACCGUCACUGUGGAGCCCAGCGUGGGCAGCGUGGAGAUCAAGGACCUGGCCGCGGGCGACUACAACUGCACCGUCACCACCGUGGGCGUCAAUGGGCUCACCUCCGCCUCCUCCACCACCCUGACCAUCAGCCCCAGGCCCGAGCCGCCUGCGGCGCCCUCCAUCAUUGGCGCUGCAGCCACGCCCGAGGGCGAGAUCACCGUCUACUUCACCGGCCCCGCCAAGGGCGCCUCUGGCUUCUCCCUGGACUGCAGCCCCGAGGAGGCCGCGGACAAAGACCCCCUGGCCGUCAAGCUGAGCGCCAGCGCAGGCAACGGCACGCUCACCGGCGCCACCCCCGGCCCCUACAACUGCUCCGUCACCACGCUCGGCGCCGUCAGCGGCGGCGGCUCAGCCUCCGUCCGCGUCACCGUGCCCGAGGCCGAGCCUGAGGCGGCGCUCACCCCCGCCGGCAAGAAGGCCAACCCAGUCAAGGACGGCGCAAAGGCCGCCGCGGCACCCGCAGCCGAGGCGCCUGCCUCCGGCGCGGCCGCCACCUCGGCCGCGCUUGCCGCGGCCACCACCGCCCUUGCUGCGGUGCUCCUGCUCGUGGUGUGA